Marmota flaviventris (yellow-bellied marmot) is the source of this 875-nucleotide messenger RNA. The record is from RefSeq and is a predicted model, not a curated record. Lineage: Eukaryota; Metazoa; Chordata; Mammalia; Rodentia; Sciuridae.
GUUCAGGCAGGCAGAAGUUCAAGAGCUGGGCGAGGUGGCCGAAGCUUCCUUCUCUUCCGACCGCGCUCCGGGUCCCCUCGCCCUGCCCGCAGCGAUGCCGGAGGAGGGCUGGGGCUGCACGGUGCGCCGCUCGCCGUGGAAGACCGUCUCGCCCUACGUCUUCUCGGUCAUCCUCUUCGCUCUUUUGGCGGCCUUCUGCUUCCAGCGCCACGCGCAGCAGCCGCCGCGGCUCGAGCGACUUGGGGAGGACGUAGCCGAGCUCCAGCUGAACCUCACAGGUCCCCGGCUGGACCCCAGGCUGUGCUGGCAGGCGGGCCCAGCCUUGGGCCGCUCCUUCCAGCAUGGACCACAGUUGGUCAACGGGCAGCUGCUGGUCGUUCGUGAUGGCAUCUACAGGCUGCACAUCCAGGUGACACUAGCCAACUGCUCCUCUGUGUGGACCACGGUGCCUCCCAAGGCCACUCUGAUUGUGGGCAUCUGCUCCCCAGACACCCACAGGAUCAGCCUGCUGCGCCUGAAUUUCCACCAGGGCUGCACUGUCACCUCCCAGCGCCUGACACCCCUGGCCCUUGGGGACACCCUCUGCACCAACCUCACCCUGUCUCUGCUGCCCUCCCAAAAUGCUGAUGAGACCUUCUUUGGCAUUCAAUGGGUGCAUACCUGAUCAAGCCUCAGGAGUCCUGGGAUUAUAGGACUUGCUCCCCGAUACCAGCUCCUCCUUGAUACAUCUGUUGGAUAGGCAGACAGCUUCCUGGGAUGGACAGGAGCUACCUCACCAGCCCUGCUCAAAGCUGUGAAAAUAAGAGCAGUGCUGUAGCAUAUCACCUCCCAGAGGAUCCUAAGACACACAACGACUAACUGUCUUGGGAGAGUUA